This is a messenger RNA of Osmia bicornis bicornis, 3717 nucleotides long. Its product is annotated as otoferlin-like. The coding region runs from base 1 to 3717 and encodes 1238 amino acids. Gene Ontology annotation, biological process: plasma membrane organization. The record is from RefSeq and is a predicted model, not a curated record. The transcript is spliced from 21 exons. Lineage: Eukaryota; Metazoa; Arthropoda; Insecta; Hymenoptera; Megachilidae.
AUGAUUCGACAAAGAACUGAUGCACCAAUUUAUAACGAAUACUAUGUCUUUGAUUUAUUCUGCAAUUUGGAAGAACUUUUGAGCACGAAAAUCGUGAUAGCUGUGUAUUUAAAGCAUUUCGUACGGCUGAAAUUUCAUGGCAGCACAAGUUUUGAAGUGGCGCUCGUGUGGGAGCAGCCAGAUCGUCAAUAUUACCAUAAAUGGGCGAUGUUGACGAAUCCAAAGGAUCUAGCAGCGGGGCCAAAAGGUUACGUUAAAUGCAAUAUAGCAAUUAACGUGAAAGGGGAGAAGCUGAGAGUACAUCCUGACACGGAGGGUUUUCUGCCAACUUACGGACCAUCGUUCCUUCAUUUUUACGGUAUUGGAUCGUCGGAGAGGAACAGCUGUUUCGGCAAGUGUUCCACAUGCCUGCCAUUUUAUCGCGGUAGACUUCUUCUCUCGCUAAAAACUGAAAUGGAUGACCCAGAAGCGUCGUCCGGAAUCGGCGCCGAAACAGAGCCUACCCCUCCCAUCAUCGAGGAACAGAAGUUGGAGAGACUGGAUGGUUUGGUAACGUUGGAACAACCGGACGUUUAUAAACUGUACAACGAAACGAUUCGUACCCUGGAGAAUCAUUGCAUCCGUUAUUUGCAUACGUUGGACACGGAACGGUACGGCGACCAGGGUGGCACCACGAAGCUCGAUCGACAUCGCGUGAAUCUCUGCCGUAAAGAGAUCGAAGAUAUCCUGACGAGGAUCAGGAUCAACGGAGAGCUUCCGAACAAUCGUUACACGAGGAUCGCGAUGUCGCACGCAUACCAGUACCUCAAGAAAUUGAAGAAAAUUCAGGAAGACGCAUUUCAAUUACGAGCUCACAUAUUCCAAGGUCGCUUUGAUCCUGGGAUGGAUGCAUCCGGCUUAUUGGAUCCGCUGGUACGCGUCGCGUUUCACGGUUACACGGCCACGACCAGGGCUGUUAAACAAACUCUCGAUCCGUUCUGGGAUCAAACAUUAAUACUGCCACCGAGGACCGUGCACGGAACAAAAGAGCAUAUUAAAUUAAAUCCCCCCAGGGUGGUUUUGCAGACUUUUGAUCAGGACAUAUGCGGCAACAAGGAGUUCUGCGGAAGAUGCACAGCCAUCCCAUUAGUCAAACUCGCGGAGGAAACUUACUCGCCGCCUGAUUUCCCUCCGAAACUCGAGUGGUACAAAUUUAAAUCGCAAAGGGAUUGCAGCGGCUCGGUGCUCGCUGCAUUCGAACUCAUAGAGGUAGAAGACGACGAAUCGGUAGAUAGGUCGAUGGACUCCUCGGAACAGGAUGCUAUUUACAACAUACCGACGGACAUCAGGCCAAAAAUGGCGAACUACAGACUGGAAGUUAUAUUUUGGGGUGUACGCGACAUGAAGAAGAUUUAUUAUUGGCCGGUUAUGAAACCUCGGAUUAUUAUAGAUUGCGCAGGAGUGAAUGUAAAAUCGGAAGUGAUGGAAAAUGCUAAGAAAUUCGAUAACUUCGAAGAGCCCCACAUAAUUGUCAGCUUGGGAAAUAAAAAGUUGAAAGCAAUAGAAUGUUUUAUCAAGUUUUUUUCGUUGCGACCGAAUAUAAAGGACAUGCCGGAGCUCGAUAUCUAUUAUCCUUCAAUCACAAUAAAAGCGUACGACUCGCGAGGAUUUGGAUGUUUCAAAUACGCUGGGAUUUGCAUCGUGCCGAGCAUCCAUGUGUUCCUGGAGCAAUUAAUAACCGAGGAGCAUUACGACGAGCAGAUAUACGAGUCGAAAUCGAUCAUAAAGUCCCAACGAUCGAAGAAACAGUCCGCUGCGAUACACUCGGUUUUCCUCACCACAAAAGCAAUUUUCAUUUUUCAAGAACGAUUACCGAUCGACCAUCACCUAUCGAAGAACGAGAACCAAGAAUUGAUCCCCUACAAGAAGAUGAUCGUAAACGACAAGUCGUCGAUAUAUCAAAAGGUUUUAAGAUCCCUGAAAGAAUUGCUACUUUGUAGAAGGAAGAAGAGAAAGAAAGAAAAAUUUCAAUCGCAUUCGGGGAAUGAAGACGAGUCGCUCGAUUGGUGGAGCAAAUACUAUGCUUCUGUAGAGAAGGAGAAAAGCAGACAGUUAGGCAGCUUUAUUCGGGAGGAUCGCGAGCUCCCGGCGACGUUCAAGGUGUACGAUGGUGAACUGGAGAUGCAACCAGAGUUUGCAGGCUUUCAGGAUCGUCUGAGAACGUUCGAGCUUUGGCGUGGGAAGAAGAGCGGAGAUCCUGCUUACGAUAGAGACAAUUAUGUUGGGAAAUUCAAGGGACGCAUCGCCGUGUAUCGUUGGCCGCAUCCGGAUAAUUUACCGUGCAAAACGAGAAGCGGUAGAAACGCGGUUAAUGGUUUGUGCGACGAUUAUCCGCCACCCGAGCUCAUCAGACUUCUGGUUAGGUUAUACGUGGUGAAGGGUAUCAAUUUGCAGCCUAGCGAUCCGCUCAGCAGAAAGUCAGAUCCUUAUUUGUGCAUCAAUCUUGGGAAAACUUUUAUCAACGAUAAGAAGAACUACAAAGCUAACCAACUGAAUCCUACUUUCGGAAGGCUGUUCGAGAUAGAAGCCACAUUUCCUCGGGAUUACCUGUUAACCAUACAAGUAUGGGAUUACGACGUGACUUCGAGCGAUGAUCUGAUAGGAGAAACUAAAAUCGAUCUGGAGAAUCGAUUUUAUAGCAGACAUCGUGCUGCCUGUGGUAUAUCGAACAGUUAUAGUAUCGAUGGUUAUAACGCGUGGAGAGAUCGCGAGAAACCGACGCAGAUACUUCAACAACUCUGCAAGAAAAAUAAUCUUCCCUCGCCGGAGUUCGGCAAAGAUUACGUGAAAAUCGGACGAAAAAGAUUCCCCUUUGUCGAGGAUCAGGACGCGACAAGCAGGGAAGAACGUAUGGCGCUAAUGGUACUUCAUCAAUGGCAAGAUUUUCCUAUUUGCGGAUGCGCCUUGGUGCCUGAGCAUCUUGAGAGACGUCCACUUUUCAACACCGCGAAAUAUGGUCUCGAGCAGGGUAAAUUGGAACUUUGGAUCGACAUGUUUCAAUUCAACGAACUUCCAGCGAAGCCACCGGUAGACAUUACCGCCCCGGUACCGGAGGAAUAUGAAAUUCGCGUGAUCGUUUGGAAUACCGAGGAUGUGCCACUCGUUGAAAGUCAAUUUCUUACGGGGGAAAAGUGCUCGGAUAUUUACGUGAAAGGCUGGUUCCUCUACGACGAUUACCAGAAAACCGAUAUCCAUUAUAGUUCCCUAAACGGAGAGGGUAAUUUUAACUGGAGAUUCGUGUUUCGAGUCUCGUAUUCGAAACGUGAACGCGUUAUGAUCGUUCGUAGAAAAACGUCCAUGUUAGUCGGUAAUGAAAUCGAGGAGAAGAUGCCGUGUAAAUUGAACCUACAAGUUUGGGACAGCGACCAUUUCAGUUCGGACGACUUUCUCGGCGCAUUAACGUUAGACUUGGCGAGAAUGCCACGGGGAAGCUCGAAUUCGAAGAACUGCACUUUGAAACUGCUCGAUCCCAAUCUGCCAACGAUCGAUUUGUUUAAAAUGACCCGGAUCAAAGCUUGGUGGCCGUUUGCUCUUAGCGUUGCCACCGGAAAUUACGUUCAGGCGGGCAAAGUUGAACUAGAAAUAUCAGUACUGCGAGCGGAGGAAGCGGACGAGCAGCCAGCAGGAAAAGGAAGAGAAUCACCCCAAAAUCUUCCUCCACCCAAGUACGUUAAUUAA